Molecule: messenger RNA, 771 nt
Organism: Zingiber officinale
Lineage: Eukaryota; Viridiplantae; Streptophyta; Magnoliopsida; Zingiberales; Zingiberaceae
Exons: 2
Coding region: 190-633 (147 amino acids)
Source: RefSeq, a predicted model, not a curated record
AUCGCUUUGAGAUCAACCUUCCCCAACAUCUCUCCUCGACGCUCCAGCCAUCUCUCUGUUAGUGUCAUUUUCCUUUUUUCUUUUCACAGUUUCGGUUGUUCUGAAAGAUAUGGCGUCGCUUUGCAUGAUUUUAUCGAUUCUCAUGUGCUCAUCUACUACCUUUUGCUCGUGGAUCAUUUGUCAACCGCGAUGUUAUCUCUGUCAAUGUCAUGCGCAUCCGGAAGAGUUUGGUCCCUCAUCCGUUUACCCAUUUUCCAGCCGAUGUUAGUUUCUUGCAAUUUCUUUGCAUCAAAGUCUCGAAUAGAUCAGCUAGAGAUUUCAAAGAUUAAAGAACUGGAGCGAGAGGAACUGGAGCGAGAGAUUGAAGAGUUUAGAGAACUGGAGCGAGAGAUUGAAGAGUUUAAAGAAAAAAUUGACUAUCCCAAAGUUAAACACUUCCACAAUGUUCAAAACUUUCCUAAAUAUGAGUACUUUCCACCCCCCUUUCCUAAUGUAUACUUCCCAUGCUACUUAACCGAAGUUGAAUACUUUCCCACAGCUAAACCCAAAGUUGAAGUUGGCUUUCCCCUCCUAUCAAAUUUGGAAAAUGGAUGUACUAGUCAACUUGAAAAAGUGGAAGACCAACCAGUUUGAUUUGCUGGACAGAAGAUCCGAACUGAAGAUGAACUGAGUAUUAGAUUUGAUCGAGAAAUGUGAUUUUGUUUUGUACUGCUUUAAUAACUUAUGGCGGCCGUAGAUAAGUAAUUUGUAAUGGUACAGUUUGAGUAGGGU